Molecule: messenger RNA, 1843 nt
Organism: Nilaparvata lugens (brown planthopper)
Lineage: Eukaryota; Metazoa; Arthropoda; Insecta; Hemiptera; Delphacidae
Gene: nvd
Product: cholesterol 7-desaturase nvd
Exons: 8
Coding region: 158-1498 (446 amino acids)
Biological process (GO): chlorophyll biosynthetic process; cholesterol metabolic process
Cellular component (GO): chloroplast
Molecular function (GO): 2 iron, 2 sulfur cluster binding; chlorophyllide a oxygenase activity
Source: RefSeq, a predicted model, not a curated record
GGACAGCUGAUGCUCUCGGCAAGGGAGUACACAGUCUGCAGCACCACGCUGACUCUCAUUGUUUUGUCUCUACCGGCGAAGUGAUACCUUCUCCUUGAUCUUGAUACUGACCUCCGCUUCGUCUGCCGCUGAAGGUCACUCAUCGUGAUCUCACAAGAUGGCGACUGAGACGACAACAUACAACUUGACAAGCUAUGAGAAGCGAUCCCUCCAUCUCUUUCUACUUGAGACAGACGACAUUUACGUGUUGGAUAUGCAAUUCCCUUCAUACGUCUAUCUCACUUUAGUGAUAGCGUUCCUACUAUUCAUGAUUUUCCUUCAGUUUUGGAAAUUCGACUGGAAUCACGAGCUGUGUGACGUGGGCUAUGAUUUUCUGUGGGAGCGAAAGUCCAUGUGGACCUCGCGGGCCGCCAGACGUCAGAUGGUGCAAGACGUGAGGAAGCUACGUCACAUUGGAGAUCUGCCCCCUGUCUAUCCCAACGGGUGGAUUGCGCUGUUCGAAUCCAACAACAUAAGCAAGGGCCAAGUCAAGCAUAUUGCUGCACUGGGUGAAAGCUUGGCAGUAUUCAGGAGUGAGAAGGGAGAGAUAAUGAUACUGGACGCCUACUGCCCUCACCUGGGGGCAAAUUUGGCGAUUGGUGGGGUGGUGAAGGGGGAUUGUCUGCAGUGUCCCUUCCACGGAUGGACUUUCGAUGGAUCAACGGGGAUGUGCGUCGAUAUUCCCUACUCCGAUAAAGCGCUGAACGUAGCCAAGGUGAAGAAAUGGUUCUCUUGCGAGGCUAACGACUUCAUCUACGUUUGGUACCAUGCUGAGGGCUGUGAUCCACUCUGGCAAGUGGAAGAGGUUCCUCAGAUCAAGAGCGGAGAAUGGUGGUUCCGCGGGCGCAAUGAGUUCAUUGUCAACUCUCAUGUUGAGGACAUAUCGGAGAACGCAGCCGACACAGCGCACCUGAACGCCAUCCAUAGCCAGUCGAUGUUGGCGGGCAGCAAACCGGGUUCCUUCAACGGCCCACAAAUGGCGCUGACAUCGUUCUUCAAGCACAAGUGGCGCGCCGAGUGGACACCCAACGAACUACAACAACAUGUGGGACUCAUCACCAUAGAGCACUGUGUACAGCUGUUUGGAGCCCUGGAGUUGAUGCACAUUCAUGUCGACGGAAAACAGAUUGGACCAACUCAUGUGAAACUGCAACUGAACACCACUUUCGGUCCGAUUCUGGUGUUGAUGGAGGUGACCCCCCUGGAGCCUCUACUGCAGAGAGUAGUUCACAGGUUCUACUGUCCGCCACAUCUCAUGAUUUAUGCCGCUAUCGUCAUGUAUGGUGAGAAUGUCAUGAUCAAGAGAGACAUCGGUGCCUGGAACCACAAGAAAUACAAGAAGCGACCACUAGUCACCAAAGAGGAAACCAUGCUUCAGAACCACAGACGCUGGUACAGACAGUUCUACUCCGAGCACAGUCCUUUAUUCACCUUUAGACGAGACGCCAUUGAUUGGUGAUGAAAUAGUUUAAUCCUAAAUAAUUGUUUUCACUACCCAUAUUUUACUAUUAUUCAUCAAUUUUUGUAAGUAUCUCCAUAGAGAAAAGAUAGCAUAAGAUCUUUUAUCUAUGGUAUCACCACGGAGGAGAGAACACAUUUUAGAAUACCCAAUAUUCUUCUUUCUUCUGUGGUAUCACCUAACUUACUGGUGAAGACACCACAGCUACCUUAUUCCUUCUACGGUUGGAUCUUUCAUGUUCAACUGUUCCUAUUUUAUUAGGGGUCAUAAUUCGAAUUUUAUAUUAGAAUUAAGGAAUUUUCAUAAGUUAUUGACCCAGUGACAGUUGAGUCUUCUAGGUUUAAC